This is a messenger RNA of Passer domesticus (house sparrow), 1679 nucleotides long. It is a transcript of the gene ERICH1, whose product is annotated as glutamate rich 1. Lineage: Eukaryota; Metazoa; Chordata; Aves; Passeriformes; Passeridae. The record is from RefSeq and is a predicted model, not a curated record. The transcript has 7 exons. Bases 126 to 1196 code for a protein of 356 amino acids.
GGCGCGGCCGCCCUGCCCAGCCCCGCCAAUGGCGGCGCCCAGCGCCCGGACCGACAGGCGCGGCGGCCAACGGGAAGCGGAGCGGGCGCGGGGCCGCGGAGCCGUCUCGGCGGGCCCGGGGGGCCAUGGCCGGGAGCAGGAGGAGCGUGUUCUUGGCGAAAUUACUGAAACGACUCUAUGGUGAAACUUCAUCAUCUUCUCUUGUUCAGACUUCAAGUAGAGAAGAGGAGGUGGUUCUUGAAAAUCUUGGCUCAAAAUCUAAAGAAAAGAAUUUGGAUAAUGUUCAGAUUUCAUCAGCAGAUGCUAGCACAUCAGCUAAUACACCCUGCAAAUCAUUUCAAGGAAAAUACAGAGAAUCUUUGGAAGGAAUAUGUAUCUCAUCUUCUGCCAAGAAGUGGCAUAAUGAUGAUACAGUUACGUCUCCAAGAAGAGUUUACACAGUGGAUCUUCCUCCAGAGGGUUAUGUUGCAGUUACGCCAGAUGCUCUUAGUAAUGCAGUUUCUGAAAACUCUGGCAGUAGUGCUGACUCAACAGAAGAGGAAUAUCAAGGGCAAACCAAGAGAAAGCGCAUUCGAAGGAAGAAACAAAAGAGCAGUUCACAAAUCUCUAGUAAUUUCCAUGGAGAACAAACAGAUUUGGGAAUGCAAGAGACUGUUGUUCAAGAUAAUUUACAGCUGCAGCAAACAGACGGUCCCAAAAUAAGCAAAAACAAAAAGAGGAAAAUGAAAAAGAAGCGACAGAAAGAAAAAAAGAGAGCAGCUGGCUUAGUAACAAAAACUACCAGUGUGGAUUUUACAUAUCAGCCUGACAAAAGCAACAAAGAAGAAGCAGCAGGCUUAAAAGACAUAGGUGAAAAGGCAGAUAGCAUUCUGGACUUCCUGCAGGCAACACAACAAAUUUAUUUUACUGACAAGAAGUCACAAUGCAGAGAUGCUGUAAAUUCAGCAACUGCCCAAGAGCUCUUACAAUGUCUUGAAUUUCGCACCAUCUCUUCCUCAGAUGUGACUCAUCUGCAUCGGCUGAAAUCCCUUGUAUUGCUACAGGAUAUUGAGAGAUUGAAGGAUGCUUUGAAACAAUUCCAAGAACAAUCUAUGAUGUCUCCUGAUCAUGCCAAGGUAGCCACAUCUCUGUUUCACUACUGGAUUACAGAUAUACUUCCUGUGAAGAACAGGAAAAGUAAAAAGCCUUACCCAUGAGUCCAUAUGCAGAGGAUUAAAAUUUAAUAUACAGACUCUUAACCAAUUAGCAAUUGCUCAGGAAGAGCAGUGUAAAUACACAUUCUACACUUUCAGGUAAACGAACAAAAACUCCAAAGGACAGUAAAGGUAAAUGAACAAAAACUCCAGAAGAGAAUGAAGGUAUAACUACAGUGUGACUUUUGUGAUGGGUUGGUCAAGAGUAUGGCCUGAGUCUUCAGCUGCAUUAAUAUGUACAUUUCCCUUUAGGGUAAGGGACUUGACUGGAAUGAUAAAGUCUCUAUCUGGUAUUUUGUUUAAGAAGUAUAACAUUAUUUUUUUUGUUUGUAAGUUUAUCAUUCAUUUCUGGAAGUUAUAUUUCUUGACUUUUUUGUAUAUCUGCUUGCCUGGAAAACAGAACUAUAUUUUUUUAUAUUUAAACCUAAGCAACGUUAUGUCUGAGGAGUGUAUUUUUGCUGAAUAAACUGCUACAUUGUGGACAUA